This is a messenger RNA of Terrapene triunguis (Three-toed box turtle), 6188 nucleotides long. It is a transcript of the gene RIMBP3C, whose product is annotated as RIMS binding protein 3C. Bases 1 to 5517 code for a protein of 1838 amino acids. The record is from RefSeq and is a predicted model, not a curated record. Lineage: Eukaryota; Metazoa; Chordata; Testudines; Emydidae. Gene Ontology annotation, biological process: neuromuscular synaptic transmission. The transcript has 2 exons. Gene Ontology annotation, molecular function: protein binding.
AUGACCCGGGACAGCCCGGGCGGGGGCCCGCCCCCGGGGGGCCGGCUGUCUCCCCGCAAGGCCCCGGCGCCGCCCGCCGGCAGCCAGGCCCAGCACGACGAGCACAAGCGGGAGCUGGAGGCGCUGCGGGCCGAGCUGGACGGGGAGCGGCUGCGCUCGCAGGAGAGCCGACGCCGCUUCGCCGCCGAGGCCCGCGAGCUGCGGGAGGCGGCUGAGCGCGACCGCCAGCUGCUGGCCGACCAGCUCCGCUCCAAGUGGGAGCAGCAGCGGGCCCGGGAGCUGCACCAGCUGCGGGAGCUGAGCCUGCGGGAGCGGGAGGCCGAGAUCCGCCAGCUCAUCCGCUGGAAGGACGCCGAGCUGCGCCAGGCCCAGGAGCUGCUCCAGCGGGAGCGGGACGCCGCCGUGCGGCAGGCCCGGGACCUGCAGCGGCAGCUGGCCGAGGAGCUGGUGAGCCGGGGCUACAGCAGCACCCGGGGCUGCCCCGCGGGGCUGAGCAGCGAAUGCCGCGGCAAGCUGCAGGAGGUGCUGGGCAAGCUGCGCUGGGAGACCGAUGGCGACCAGGCCGCCCGCAUCCGCCACCUCAGGGCCGAGCUGGAGCUGGAGCGGAGCCUCUUCCUCAAGUACAUCCUGGAGCGGUUCGAGGGCGAGCAGCAGCCCGCCGGCUGCCCGCACAGGGCCAGGCACGGCCCGCAGCCCCGCCUCAGCAGGAGCCUCCUGGAAGGGCCGAGGCCCCGCUCCUUGGAAAGCCUCAUCGCCGCCGCCUCCCCGGAUGGGGGAGCCGCCAGGUCUCGCUCGCUGGACAGCAGCCUAGCCAAGCCCGAGGCUUCGCAGGCAGGGCACCAGGCCCCGCUGGAGGGGAGCCCCCCGCUGAGCCCCUGCCCGGAGCAGCCGGCCCAAAAGGCCUUAGAAGAAGAUGCCCACCCGCAAGAAGGAGCUGCCAAGCAGCUCCCCCUGAAGCCCACCAGUAAGGAGGGUCCCCUGGAGUGCUUGGACUCGCCUCCUGAAGGGAAGAUGGGCAGCUGGGGGUCUGCAGGAGAGGGUGGCACCCAGGCAGUGGGGCAGCAGCAGGAGUGGCUCUCUGGCAGCAGUUACCGCCAGCUGGUGACGCAGAACACCGACCUGCUAAGUGCCCUGGAGGAUCUAGAGCAGCGAUGCACAGCCCUUAAGGAAGAGAACGGCCUUCUGAGGAGGAGCAGCUUCCCCGAGAUGCAGGAGAAGGUGAAGCGGCUCAAGAGGAAAAAUGCAGAUCUGGCCAUCAUUGCCAAGCGAUUGGAGGAGAGAGCCAGGAAACUCCAGGAGUCCAACCUCAAGGUGGUCAAUGCUCCAAUACCCCUAUCCCUCAAAGGCUCCAAUGUGGAACUGUGCAAGAAAGCAUUUGCCCGGCAGCGGGCUAAAGACCUGAGCGAACAAGCUAGCAUCCUUCUGGCCAAAGACAAACAGAUAGAAGCCUUGCAGAGAGAGUGUUGGGAGCUGCAGGCCAAACUGGCCACAGGCAAGGAGGGCUCAUUCUGGCUCAAUUUAAGUGACUUUGAUCGUUUGUUGCGGGAGUCUCAGAAAGAAGUGUUACGAUUACAGAGACAGAUCACGCUGAAGAACCUGAAAGAGUCUCUACCUUUGCCAAAACAGACACCACCAGGAUCAAUCACUUUGGCAAAGGAUAUUAAGCCAGUAGCACUACCUCUGGGAAAUGUGUCUGAGGAACAUGAAAACAUCCCUUUAAAAACAGACCCAGACAGCAAAAAUCAAAUACAGCAUUUGGAAAUAGAGCUUAGUAAGAAAUUUAAGCAGUGUGAAACCCUUGAACAAGAAAUGGAGAAAAAGCAGAAAAAAUGUGAAGAGUUGGAAAUGCAGCUUCAGGAGGUGCUGACUAAAAAUGCCAGAAUGACUGAGAAAAAUGCUCAACUCAGUGGGAAAACUAAAUGGACAGAAAAGGUUGAAUCUGAAAAUGCUGACCUGAAGGUAAAAUUAAUGGGAGUGACAGAGGAGUGGAAUUCUGCUGUCCAGUUGACCAAAGGACUUCAAACCAAGGUGGACGAUUUAGAGCAUGUACUGAAGGACAUGAAAGAAAUGGCAGAGAGAAGGCAACAGCUGGAGGUUGACCAUGAGGAAACACUGUUAGCACUGCAGAAGAAAGAAGAGGAGGUCAAAUAUUUGCAGCAGGCCCAGGUAGAAGCAAAAAGGGAACAUGAAGAGGUAGUACAGCUAUUAGAAGCCCAGGUGAGAGAAUUGGAGAAUCAGUAUCACAGUCAAACUGAACAUUUUAAUCUUCUGUCUCAGGAACUCGAACAAUUACAAAUAAAAAAUUCUGACCUUGUGACUUCAGACUUGCCACACGCUACGUGCUGUUCCUCAGAAGAUUGCCAUGUUCCUCAGUGCAGUAAGAAUAUUAAUGAUGUAGACUUUGUAUCCACUCCUGCUGCUUUUAAGAAGCAAAGCAAGAAACUGGAGUUCCAGUCAAACUCCUCAAAAUCAGAAUCCACACAGUACAGUCCUAAGUCCUGCCCCACUCCAGAGGGGGAUAGUGCAAGUGAGAUGGAUGAAUUGGAGACAGACAAAUUUUCCCUAAUCUUGGAGCCUGAGAGACAAGGUCCUGCAAAACUUCAAGUGUUUUUAGCUCGAUACAGCUAUGACCCUUUUGAUGGUCCUAAUAAGAACCCUGAGGCAGAGCUUCCACUGACAGCUGGAGAAUACAUUUAUAUCUAUGGAGAGAUGGAUGAGGAUGGCUUCUUCGAAGGAGAGCUGAUGGAUGGCAGAAGAGGGCUGGUUCCCUCUAAUUUGAUAGAAGAAGUUUCAGAUGAUGACCUCAUGACCUUUGUGCCUCCAAAGACAAGUGACGUCUCCCAUACUUCAGAUCAUGAAAUGAGUUUCCUCAGCAGAAGUGCUAGUAGUGGAGAAAAGAGUGAUUGCCAUGAUGAAGAAAUCAGUGUCAAUCUAUUGCCUAGUAGAUUAGAAGGAGACAUGGAAAUGCCUGAUCAUACAGCGGUGCCUUAUCCAAGAAAUUUGACUAUAAUCAAACUGUUUGCAAGAAGUGUUGUUAUAGGCUGGGAGUCACCACUCAUGCCAGCUGGCUGGGGAGAUGUGCAGAGCUAUAACAUAUAUGUAGAUACAGAACUUUGCCAAAAUGUGAGGUCUGGUUGUCAGACUCAAGCAGCAAUUGAGAAUCUGGAUUUAAAGAUUAAGGCAUAUCGGAUCUCGGUACAAAGUGUGACAGAGAAGGGAAACUCGGAUAAGAUGCAAUGUACCUUCCUUGUAGGGCAUGGUUUCCAUAUAGCACCAGCACUUCUGAAACUUAGGAGCAUCACUGCCACUUCAGCAGAGGUCACCUGGUUACCAAGCAGUAGCAACUACACUCAUGCAGUGUACCUUAAUGAGAAGGAGUGUGAUGUGACAAAGGCAGGGAUCUACUGGUACACUUUCCAUAACCUGCAACCCAACACUCAAUACAAUGCAAAAGUGGAAACACAGCCUCAGAAGACGGUAUGGGAUUUGCCUCAAGAGAAAUGGGAGCAGAAAUCAGCAAUGAUUAAGUUCAUUACUCCAUCAGCGGGACCACCUGAUGCUCCACUUGAUGUCCAAGUACAGCCUGAUCCCUCAGCAGGCAUUCUAGUUAUCAGCUGGCUACCAGUGACAAUUGAUGCAGCAGGAUCAUCCAAUGGGGUACGAGUUACUGGUUAUGCUGUGUAUGUCAAUGGACAAAGAGUAACAGAAGUUAUAUCUCCAACAGCUGGGAGUGCCAUAGUAGAACUGUCCCAGUUAGAGAUUCUACAAGGAUCUCAGAAGGUUUCUGUGAGAACUGUCUCCCCCAAUGGAGAGUCAGUUGAUUCUGUGCCAGCUCUGAUUCCCUCAGCCAUGUUGAAUGUUCCCAGUUGUUGUUCAUCAUCAAAGUCUAUGUCUACCAGCCUGACCUCUGAAUUACUCUAUGGGGAAUUCAUAGACUCUCAGCAUGUGGAAAUCCCUUUGAUGCACUGCACAUCUUCACCCUCUUCAGAGAUGUUCAUGGCCAGUCAAGAUAACAAAUUCACCAUUCACUUCACCUCCAACUGCGGAGACUCAGUAGCUUCUCUGCCAGCAAGCAUCCCCCCACACCAGUUGUUCUCCUCUCAGAGUUCUUCUUUGAUACAUGAGCUUGCAAUGUGCAACAUUGGUGAUAACGUAGCAAGAGAUAAAGAUGAUAAAUGUUUAAAGUCUUAUCAGCAGACAGCAGUCAGUGUGCAACCUUCAGGCCUUGUCUUUCCAACUAGAUGGUGUGAAGAAUCAGUCAAUUCCAGGAUGUCAGCAUUAAAAGAACUUGCUGAAGACAGCCAGAGAAAGAGGAUAAAAAAGCUCUUUGUUACUAAAAAAGCUGUGCUUGAAAAUCAAAUGGACACUAGCAACAUGAAAAUGUCUAUGAUCACCCACUAUGUGCACUCUGACGACAAGUCUGUGAAAGAUUCAACCACUCAAGAUAUUGAGGGAUAUGAUGCGAGCAGCUUGAGUUCUGGGCCUCAGCUGUGUUCUAGUCAGCUUGAAUUGGAGGACAGUUACAGAGACAUAGGUAUACAUAAUAUCUGUGUUCAGGACGUCCCAGAUAUUUCCACUGAGAAGAAACAGACGAAAGAAUUAUCCAAAGAAGUCCCCAGCCUAGGGAUGUCUAGAGGUGAAAUACAGGAAGACCAAACAUCAAGAAUAGGAAACUGGCAAUUGAAUCCUGUUGGUGACCACAGCCACAGUUCUGAUCUUUCAGAUAUUUUGGAAGAGGAAGAAGAGGACCUGGAUUUAGAUACGCAGGAAGAGAAUAGAAUAAAAGCUGUUGGUAAUGAUUCCAGGCUGCCGGAGCUUCCAGAGUUUCCCAUGCAGUGGGCUCAAAACAGAAAAAUGAGCAAGACUUUAAGAAUAGGUCAAGCAGGGACAUCUUCAUUUUCCAAAGCAGGCCCUCUGAGAAGCUUCGUCUCAGAGGAAAUAGUUAAUGAUGAUUCAGUAAGGAUAUUUGUGGCCCUUUUUGACUAUGAUCCCAUAUCUAUGUCACCUAAUCUUGAUGCAGCUGAAGAGGAGCUCCCAUUUAAAAAGGGGCAGAUUCUAAAGGUGGUUGGUGAUAAAGAUGCUGAUGGCUUUUACAGAGGUGAAUAUGCAGGAAGGGUAGGGUAUAUUCCCUAUAAUAUGGUGUCUGAAGUGCAGGUGGAGAGUAAUGAAAUGAAACAGCACCUGUUAAAACAAGGUUCCAUUACUGAUGAAAAAUCUGUGAUUAACUUAGUGGAGGUGGAUACAAAGAAUAACAAUAAGUCUCACACAGAACAUAGCUGGCAGGAUAGCAAGGCUGAACAGCUUACUUCUAAGACAAUGGUGGCUGUCUUUGACUACAACCCAAGGGAGAACUCAUUAAAUGUAGAUGUGGAAAGUGAGCUGACAUUUAAUGCUGGAGACAUCAUCACAGUAUUUGGGUCUGUGGAUGAUGAUGGAUUCUACUAUGGGGAGUUAAAUGGACAGAGAGGCCUUAUCCCGUCUGACUUUCUAAAAGCUAUCUCUUGGGAUGAAGAGUAAAAGAGGAUUCAUUUAAAAGACACCUCUGCAGAGAGUUAUAGAAGAAGGAAAAGAAGAAUCUGAUAUAUCAAUUAAAAAAAGCACAAAAUGUAGAUGAAAAAUUGAAUCUUUAGGGAGGUCUAGCAUUAAAAACUAUCCAUGAAAAUGCCUCCUACAAAAUGUAUAUUUUUAAGAAUUGAACAACUAGACAAUUCAUAUGUACUUGAAUCUCUGCUCAUGUGAGAAUAAUAGUAUGAACUAUUUGCAGAAGGCUCCAAAUAGAUUUUUAGUUGUAAAACAAACUGGGUAACUUUAAAUUUGUUACAAAGACCUGUAAGAAAGUUAGAAGUGAAUUUUAAAUAUUUUCCUGUAGGGAUUAUGAAAAGAGUGCAUUGCAGAGAUAAAAGUGAAUUUCACAUACAGUUUAAAACGUAUGUACGACUUUAAUCUUUUUUUCUUUUUAAUGGAGGAGAUGAACAUGUUUUCUCUAUGUUGGUACUUAAUGGAUCAACUUCUACCACUUUCUACAGUACAUACAGUAAUGGUGUAGAAUGGCUGUUAAAAGCAUGCCAGAUAGUAUUUUUCUUAAGGGGUAGGUGAACUUCGACUACUUUUUAGCAUGUCUUCCUCUACACAGAUAACUGAUUCAUUAGCCCACUUCUCUUCUUCUUCAUUGAGAGUUGCCAUUCAAA